This is a messenger RNA of Impatiens glandulifera, 662 nucleotides long. Its product is annotated as protein TRIGALACTOSYLDIACYLGLYCEROL 5, chloroplastic-like. Bases 67 to 495 code for a protein of 142 amino acids. The transcript has 3 exons. The record is from RefSeq and is a predicted model, not a curated record. NCBI's taxonomy places the organism in Eukaryota, Viridiplantae, Streptophyta, Magnoliopsida, Ericales, Balsaminaceae.
GAGAAGGUUGGUACAAAGAAAGGAUAACGGCCAAUUGCUCAUAACGAGAGGGUGGGGAUAGUGAUAAUGAUGACAAAGGUGCGAAGAAACGAAAAGAAAGAUUUCUUGUGGAAGCUUCCAGUGCUGAAGUCGGAACGAUUAGGAAAAUUAGGUCCUGCGCUUGGAAUUGGUGCUGGCUGCGGCUUUGGCUUCGCAAUCGGACUUCUCGGAGGAUUUGGUCUUGGCAUUUCUGGCUUGCAGUUUGGUUUUGGGAUUGGCUCUGGUUGUGGGGUCGGCUUAGGAUUUGGGUAUGGUUUUGGCAAGGGAGUUGCUUAUGAUGAUAGGAAGAGGUAUUCAAAUGUUGGAGAAUUCUCAAAAAGCGCCUCAAAAAGCACAAGGACUUUUCCUUCAUCUCAUGGCAGGGACGAGUUAAACGAUGUAUUGGAUGAUCUUGUCGUAAACAGCAAGAAGUUACUAGAAGAAACUUCCAGGGAGAUUGACAAGUGGAGAAAAUAAUGAAUUUGCCUAGCUAUGCAUGCCAAGGUAAACAUAUUUCUUCUCCCUACUUUACAAGCUUUAAUCUCAUUCAAAUUAUUAUUUUUUAUUUUGAAAAUAGAAUUACACUUGCCCAAUGUUCACUAUGCCAGUCUGGUUGGUUCUAUUCUACCCUUAGUUUUGAUGUA